AUGCACAAAAAUCAAAAAGGUAAGAAGAUUUGUACUCCUGAUAAAGACCCCACAACAAUGAUAGAAACAGAUUUGAAGAGGAAAAAUGUGAAAGAUAAAAAAGAAACAAAAACACCAAAGAAAAUAAAGCGUCAAAGCAGAAAAAGUCCAUCAAAAAGGAAAACUCCUGAAAAACGAGAACUACAUGAUUCAGACUCUGAUUUUGAAAGUAUUCAUCCAUCAAAAAAGGCAAAAAAAGGAGUCACCAAUCAAGAAAGACAAAAAAAAAAAAAACCAGUGGUAAAGGAAUUUUACGCAAUGAAAAAUAGAUGUUCACCAGAGUCAUUACUAUCUAUAAUCCUUGGGUUGAGCAAAGAACAAAAAGAAUGUGUAAGAUCUAUGGGUUUUGGAGCUUUAUUAAAAAUGAAAAUCACAGAUAUACCACUGAAGCUGGGAUUUUAUGUUCUUCAAAAAUUUGAUUAUGAGAGAAUGGUGAUAGAUAUUGAAGGAAAGGAACUGAAAGUAACAGAAGAGUCUGUUCAUGACAUGUUGGGCAUACCAAUUGGUGGAACCAUACUUACACAACUGGAUCAGUGGCCUAAGGAUGAUACAAGUUAUGGUGAAUGGAAGCAACAAUUUAAAAAAGAUUCAAUCAUCCGACUGAGUGCAAUCAAAAAUGUUAUUGUUUCUACCACACAAGCUGCUUUCAAUUUCCAAUUGAACUUCUUAGUUCUUUUUGUCAACACGUUUUGCGAGUCAACAUCAAUGGGAAGAUGCAACCUGUUUCCUUUGAGUUAUAUUUCAAGAAAAACAUAUAUCAGCAACAUAGAAUGGUGCAGCUAUGUUUUGGACUGUCUUGUCAGAACAAAGAACUCAUACAUACCAUACUCAGAUACUAGCUUCUUUGUUGGACCUUCAGCUUUCUUGGUGUUGUUCUAUGCUGAUAACAUCCGCUCAGAAGCUUUAACGGUAACACGUAAACGUCCAACAAUUUGUUAUUGGAGUUCAGAGAAGAUUAGAUAUCGAGAGACAUUUGAACAAGAAAAAUGUAGAUUUGGACUUGGAGAAUUAAAUGAAGAAUUUGUUAAUGAACAAGAUGAAGGAGAGACAGAUCUCGAAGACAGUGAUUCUGAUAAAGAUGAAGAUCAUUCUGUUGAGGCAUAUGAAUCAAAAAUAUCUAAAAUGCUUAAUAGUUUUGAGAGGAUGAAGGAAAAGCUGAAUUCAAAGCUCAAUGAUGCGAUAACAAAGUUCCCUGAAAAGGAAAGUUUUAGGAUUUUCAAAGAAAAGAUGACAAAUACAAUUGUUGAAGAAAAAACUGAAAGCACAACACUUUUUGAAUUUCCAAGUAAUGAAACUGGAGUUGAAGGUAUCAAUUUGACACCAAUAAUGGGUCAAAAAACAAAUGAUCAAAAAGAAAAUGAAGAUGAUGAAGGAAAUCGAGAAGAAGAAAAUGAUAAUGAUGGAAGUCAACCGGAAGUGGAUUACUUGCUUGAUUCAAAUGAAGCAGAGAAUGAAGGAAUAAAGAAUGAUGGAGAUAAGAAUAAAAAAGAAGGUGAAACUGAAGUAAAAGAGAAAGAUGGAAAGAACAAUGAAAAUGACAAUGAUGAAGAGAAAAAAGAUCAUGAUGCUGAAGAAACAAAUAAUCAUGAAGAGACUAUUCAACAAACUGAAAAUGAAAAUUUGUUGGAUAAAGUUGUUGACAACAUUGUGGAUAAUGUCCUUGGAGUUGGAAUUUCAAGUUUAAAUAGUCAAGAAGAUGAAAUCUGGAAUGACCCUGAAAUGAAAACUAUUUUGGAUAAUAUUGAUAUAGGGUCACCAAUGAGUAGAAGUAAAAGUAAUACUCUUGCAGAAAAGGAAAAAUCAAAAGGUGUACAUGAAGAAGGAAAAGAAGUUGAAAAAACGAACGGAGAUGAUACAUGUAAAUGA
This is a messenger RNA of Lactuca virosa, 1905 nucleotides long. Lineage: Eukaryota; Viridiplantae; Streptophyta; Magnoliopsida; Asterales; Asteraceae. The record is from the annotation of a GenBank genome assembly.